This is a messenger RNA of Porites evermanni, 2051 nucleotides long. The record is from the annotation of a GenBank genome assembly. NCBI's taxonomy places the organism in Eukaryota, Metazoa, Cnidaria, Anthozoa, Scleractinia, Poritidae.
GACGAUAGCCAAUUCCUAUCCUCAAUUUGCUCACAGAACAGUGAACCUGAGGAAGAGGUUAGUAUAUGGUGCGAUGAGAAGGAACUCCAAAAUGAGGGACGACAGAAAAUCAAUGAUGCUCUAGGAAACCUGACUGGUGGACGAUUUAGUCCUAUACUUUCUACAUUAAACGCCUCGUGGGAGGACAUUUCCAUUACCCAACAAAAGUACUAUGCACGCAAGGCUCGAGAAGCCGUGACUGUCUCACUGUCAGUCAUUUGUCCCGGACAGGAAAAAGAACUUUGGAAUUCCAUUCGAAAUGAAUCGAUAAUAGAAAGUGAAGAUAGUCAUUCGCGCAAACGUAAAAAAUUCGACACAAGUACUGGGCUUAUUGAUGUCUUGAUUAAAGCACAUGAUCAAGCAGAGUCGUGGCGAACCAAACGUCAGAUUUUAUCUCUUUUUGCAAAUGAUUUAACCAAAGCGGAAUUGCAGAGACUACUUCCAGGGUUAACAAAAUGGAGAAUUGACCAGGCCCGCCUGCACGCCAAAGAAGUAGGAAGGGGGCAACUUGUUCCCGAAAAGCCUAUCUUUCGAACAAGAAUCGAUCCCGUGAAAGUUGAUCAUUUUAUAAAUUACAUUUCACGACCAGACCUGCUUCAAGAUGUUGCAUUUGGCACAAAAACUCUGAAGCUAGACUCAGGUGAACGUAUCAUCAUCCCGGCUGUGAUACGAACAUUGAUCCCCUCCCGAAGUAUCGAGCAGUACACCAGUUAUUGCAAACAGCAAGAAUUUGAACCUGCUAGUGAGCGUUCCUUGUUCAGAAUGCUUGAAAUUUGCUCAGCAUCUAUGCAGAAGUCUCUUCAGGGUCUGGAUAAUAUCACCGCUGAGGGAUCUGAAGCCUUCGACAGUCUACUAUCAAUGACUGAAACGUUAAAGGAGAACGGUGCCGACGAGUAUUGGGUCCAAGAAAUAGUACAGACGAUGAAAGAAGCAAAGAGAUAUCUAAAGACUGAUUUUAAGACACACGUGGGAAGAGACGAGAAAAGCAGCGACCACUGUAUUGUGUAUUCUCUAAGUGAUCCUACCAAUCUCGAAUUCAGCGGGGAUUGUCAGCACUCUCACGACAUUGGAUGUGAAAGGUGCGAAUCGCUCGACCAUAUGUUAGAAGAAAUCACAAACAAACUGGAAGAGGCAAACAUUAGCGAAGACCACAAAGCUAGGAUGAAGUUUGAGAGCAGGGAGUCCACUCGGGCAGUUCAAGCAUGGAAGGCGCAUUUGGCUCGUUCUGUUACUCAGGAGGAAGCUAAGCAGGACGCCCUAAGCCAGCUUGAUGACGAAACAUGCUUGAUUGUUGUAGAUUGGGCUAUGAAAUAUCUGCCCCAACGUUACCGAGAACAAAUGUCUGAGUUUUUCGGAAAGCGUGGCAGGAGCUGGCAUGUUAGUGCAGUCAUAACGCACUUGCAUAAUGAAGAAAGGUAUGAAGUCGAGUGCUUUGUGCAUCUCCUCAACAAUUGUCAUCAAACAGCUUUGCAGUAAUGUCAGUCAUCGAGCAUUUACUUCAUACUAUCAAGCAAGAGUAUCCUUUAAACAACAAAGCUUUCUUGAGGUCUGACAACGCUGGUUGUUACCAUAAUGGGCCACUUAUCCUAAGUCUCCCAUACAUUGGGGAAAGGACAGGUAUAAAGCCGUUGCGCUACGACUAUUCAGAUCCCCAGGCUGGGAAAGAUAUCUGUGACAGGAAAACUGCACCCAUGAAAAAACACAUUAGAAGAUGGGUGAACGAGAAGCACAAUGUUAUAACGGCCGAGGACAUGAAACAGGCAGUGGAAUCACAUAGUGGCUUGAAGGGUUGCAGAGCAUCUGUUGUAGAAGUUGAUGCCUCCAAGGAGACUGGUAUCGAUAACAAAAUAUCCGGUAUAUCCUUUCUUAACAACUUCCAGUUUGAGGAAAAUGGAAUCCGUGCUUGGAAAGCAUACAAUGUUGGACCGGGUCGCUUGCUUUCGUAUAGCGAUUUAAUUGUCGAGAAACAAGGAGGCACUGGCCUGAAAGUGAUACAGCCGUUUGGUCCCUGA